This is a messenger RNA of Ziziphus jujuba (common jujube), 2296 nucleotides long. RefSeq names its product rust resistance kinase Lr10-like. Gene Ontology annotation, biological process: protein phosphorylation. The record is from RefSeq and is a predicted model, not a curated record. The transcript has 3 exons. NCBI's taxonomy places the organism in Eukaryota, Viridiplantae, Streptophyta, Magnoliopsida, Rosales, Rhamnaceae. Gene Ontology annotation, molecular function: ATP binding; polysaccharide binding; protein kinase activity. Bases 69 to 2051 code for a protein of 660 amino acids.
AUAUAUGAAGAAGAUUGGAAGAAAAUAGAGUAGGAAAAACCCCAACUGAUCCUACCUCCUCACCCAAAAUGGAGAUUGGAAGACCCUCUUCUACACCAUUCAUAGGCCUAGGCAGCUUCAUCUUUUUUGUUUUGAUAGUUUUCCAUCUUCAAACUAGCUAUGCAAAACAUCAUAAUCAUCAUUGCCCUGCAUCUUCAUGUGGAAAUAUACACAAUAUAAGCUACCCUUUUCGGCUCCAAACCGAUCCACCAAACUGCGGGAAGAAAAGGUAUGAACUAUCUUGUGAGAAUAACAACCAUUCCACUGUCUUAAACUUGUAUUCAGGAAAAUACCAUGUCCAUGCAAUCAAUUACAAUAACUACACAAUUCAAGUGGCGGAUUUCAAUAUUCACAAGGCUAAUUGCUCCUUCGUGCCUCCUUAUUCUCUGUUCAAUUAUAACUUCAGUCGCAGAGAUCCAUAUUUAAUUAAGAUGAAUACAGGCAGUGAAUCAUAUUCACUCUCAGAAGCUAUAACAUUUGUCAAGUGUGAAAAUCCAGUUGAGUCUCCUCUUUACAUACCCACUGAUCCAUGCAUCAAUAGUAGUGGUGCUGCUACUACUAUCUUAUCCAAAGGGGAAUACUACUCUUAUGUGAAGGUUGGUGGAACAUAUACAUCGGGGUUAGAGGAUUCUUGCCGUAUAGAGCUGAUGGUUAUGAUCACAUCACGACAGCAGAGAAUUUGGGAAAACAGCAGCACCAACAUUUCCUACAAAGACAUACACAAUCAACUUGUAUACGGCUUUGAGCUUUCAUGGUUGCCAAGUUUUGUUAAUGAUGUUCAUUUUGGUUACACUUGCUAUGUCAAUGGCUCCAACAACGUGGUCCAUUGCGAUGAUUGGAGUACUAUUUUUCCCGGCAUUCUUGAUAUUCCCUUUUUGUUCAGCGGGAUUUUAUUAGCAAUUUCAUUUCUUUUUUGCGCAUGGCGAAGGCGACAUUUAUCAAUGUAUAACAUUAUCGAAGAAUUCUUACAAACUAACAACGAUCUUAUGCCUGUAAGGUAUUCAUACUUCGAUAUUAGAAAGAUGACUAUGGGUUUCAAGGACAAACUUGGUGCAGGAGGUUAUGGUUCUGUCUAUAAAGGAAAGCUUCGUAGUGGACGUUUUGUAGCAAUCAAGAUGUUAGAGAAAUCCAAGGCUAAUGGGCAAGAUUUCAUCAAUGAAGUUUCUACCAUUGGAAGGAUUCACCAUGUCAAUGUCGUGCAGCUUGUUGGUUUCUGUGCUCAGGGAUCAAAACAUGCUCUUGUAUACGAUUUUAUGCCUAAUGGAUCUCUUGACAAAUAUCUUUUUUCUCAAGAAGGAACUAACUCCUUAGAUUGCAAGAAAAUGUGUGAAAUCUCAUGUGAAGUGGCUUGUGGUAUUGAAUAUCUUCAUCGAGGAUGCAACAUGCAAAUUUUACAUUUUGAUAUCAAGCCGCAUAACAUUCUUUUGGAUGAGAAUUUUAUUCCAAAGGUUUCUGAUUUUGGGCUCGCAAGAUUAUCCCCAUUAGGCAAUAGCAUUGUCUCUCUUACUGCAGCAAGAGGAACCAUGGGAUACAUAGCUCCUGAGUUGUUUUACAAGAAUAUUGGAGCAGUUUCUAACAAAGCGGAUGUUUAUAGUUUUGGAAUACUAUUGAUGGAAAUGGCUAGUAGAAGAAAGAAUUUGAAUGCAGGUGCAGAUCAUACGAGUCAAAUUUACUUUCCUUCGUGGAUUUAUGAUCAAUUGAAGGAAGGAAACAACGUUGAAAUGGGUGAUGCAACAGAGGAUGAGUCAAAAAUAAGAAAGAAGAUGAUUAUAGUUGCAUUAUGGUGUAUACAAAUGAAUCCAAAUGAUCGACCAACAAUGAACAGAGUCAAAGAGAUGCUUGAAGGAGAUGUUGAAAGCCUGCAAAUGCCUCCAAAGCCUUUUGCAAGUAAACAAGAAAAGCCUGUAGAGCUUGUAAAUCAUGAAGGGGUGAAAUUAGAUUUAAGAUACUCAACAACAGCUUCAUAUCAUGACGACUACAAUGAGAUUAGUCAAAUUAUAGAAUCAAGUUAAAGAGAUAAAGUCUAAGAAUGGUAGGCUUGUUGUUUUCACAUUUGCUAAGACAAAUAUAUACUUUUAUCCCUUUAGUUGUUUUAGUACCAAAUUCUCAUUUACAAUGCCAUGAGACUUUGUAUUAAAUUUGUCUUUUCCAUUUUAGAGGUAGAGUAAUCUAUAUGUUGGGGGAUGAUUCCGAUUGGUUUAAUAAGAUAGACCCCAAAUAUAAGACAAUAAGAAUAAUCCUAAAAAUUGCACUUAUU